Messenger RNA from Paramuricea clavata, 635 nucleotides. The record is from the annotation of a GenBank genome assembly. Lineage: Eukaryota; Metazoa; Cnidaria; Anthozoa; Malacalcyonacea; Plexauridae.
AUGCCACUUGACGAAGAGAGCUCUUAUUUGACGACAUUUAAUAUGCCAUUUGGUUGCUAUCGCUUUACUGUGAUACCAUUUGGUGUCGUGUUUGCACAAGAGGUGUUUCAUAAAACUGUCAACGAGAAAUUUCAUGAUUUACCCAGAUGCGAGACGGACAUCGAUGAUAUUUUGAUUUGGGGACGAACACUGGAGGAACAUCAUCAAAACCUUGAACGUGUUCUCAAUCAAGUGGCAGAUAUCAAUAUGACACUUAGCAAAGACAAAUGUCAGUUUUGACAAACCAAGAUAACCUAUCUGGGAGAAACGCUUACGGCAAAUGGUGUCAAGCCUGACGAGACCAAAGUUGAAGCAAUCAAGAAUUACCCAAACCUACAAACAAACAUGACGUCCAACGACUGUUAGGCAUGGUCAAUUUUAUCGCCAAGUUUGCACCGAACAUUUCAGACGUCACCGCACCUCUGAGAGAACUCAUCAAGAAGAACGUUGCAUUCCACUGGCUCGAAACACACGAGAAAGCGUUCCGAGAUCUACAGCAUUUACUAACUGACCCUGCUACUCUGCGUUACUACGAUGUAGCAAAACCAGUGACACUCCAAGUCGACACUUCACAAAAGGUCUUGGAGCUGCUCUAA